AUGGCUUGGUUCAAUUAUUAUGUGCGCGUAGGAUAUCAUAACAAGGGGCUAAAAGUAUGCCAGGUCAACAAAAUCAUGCUCACAAAGACAAAGAAACGUGCCACUCCACGACAAAGAGAACUCAGACAAGCUGUUGAAACUGCUUUCUUCCAGCACCGUCUCUCCUCAAGACAUCUAAACCCCAAACGCCGGCGACGCUGA
Molecule: messenger RNA, 201 nt
Organism: Pochonia chlamydosporia 170
Lineage: Eukaryota; Fungi; Ascomycota; Sordariomycetes; Hypocreales; Clavicipitaceae
Exons: 1
Coding region: 1-201 (66 amino acids)
Source: RefSeq, a predicted model, not a curated record